Molecule: messenger RNA, 4302 nt
Organism: Scedosporium apiospermum
Lineage: Eukaryota; Fungi; Ascomycota; Sordariomycetes; Microascales; Microascaceae
Exons: 3
Coding region: 1-4302 (1433 amino acids)
Source: RefSeq, a predicted model, not a curated record
AUGGGGACUCCUCAGCAGAAUAUUCUUGACAAUUCCACCGUCCUUGGGGAAAGAUUCGGCAUUGGCGAGAAUGUAAUAUACGACGAGGAGCUCUGUGACGUGCCGUAUGAACCUUCGGCGACUUUUCGUAAUAUAUGCUGGGCUCCCACGGGGACUGACACAGAUCCCCUAGCAUACUCUUACGGGCCCGAGAGAGAGUACCUGAUCCCUAAACCCGGAAGACCCAAAGGGCUUCUCGGCCUACUGCCUGAUCAGUACACAACUAAGUGGCCUAAGCCAGGUCAUCUCUUUCGAGGUGUCGGCGAGAAUGACCUCAAGAAUAAGCCCUUCGCGGCUGACAACUUCACGCCGAACAAUGCCCCGAUCGAUCACUACAAGACUCCCUUCGAACAUGUUGUCACGAACGUGAAUCAGUGGUAUAUUUCCAUGAGGGAGAUGACUCGCGGUCGUUUAAUGGCCAUGAAAGAUGCCAUCGAGAACCUCCCCACCGAGCAAACAACCGCCCAAGAUCGUCAGGGGCCCGAGUCCGAAACUACCCUCCAUGAGCUGUUGACUGCCUCCUGGACUGAAACGAUGAAGACAGCAGCCGAUUUCAAGAGAAAAAACCCGCCACCUAUGCCUAGAGAUGCAGUAGCUGAUGUCCACCAUUUCGAGACUGAAUUUCGGAAAAUAGAUCCGUUUCCACCCGAGAAUCCUGCUCACCCUGACCUCAGUCCGUUGUCCCUCCAUGACAAGGUUCACCUCUUCCACCAAAGACUAGGCGACCAAGAAGGCCGCAUCCUCCGAUCAGGACAGCCUCUAAUCCCAAGGUUGGAUCCAAAGAAACAUCACAUCGAUUACGACAAGUGGACGGAGGAUGUUGCUCAUCUCUACCUUGUGCCUCACAUUAACUUGCAAGAGCUCAGUGACCCAACUCGGCUCAUGCAGUUCAUAUACAGCCGGACCACCGUCGCUCCAAUACAUUUCAUGCAGCAGGACUUCCAGUCGACGCAUCUCGGCCGAGCCUUGCGUAUCCUUACGGGCCCUUUCUCCCUCCAUUGUGUCCAUUGGGAGGUACCCCAGGAUGGUGACCUCGCCGAUCAUACAGACGUCAAGUUGAACUUUAUGAACUACGGGUUCGGGAAUGUCACAAAGCUGAAGCUCAAGGGCGAAUCUCCCAACAUGCUCUACGUCGGGGAUGCCUGGGUUACGCUCAAGGCGCAGGAGGUGACGUAUAGGUUUCUUCGCAAAUUCUGCAUAAAGCUGCUAGGGCAAAUGAAAGUCGGGGUGAGGGGGUUCAAAGUCCUCAAGCAACCAGAAAUCGCUAUCAAAGACAAAAAAACACUCUUAGAAGAUUCCAGAGCGGCAAAAGCGGAGUUUUCUUUGGGCGCAAAGGAUCCCAGCCCGACUGCCAUGCUCGCUUCGGCACCAUUCCAUAAUCAUCUGCAGAGGGUUGAGGAUGCCGGCCACGACCCGACGAAGAUUCUUCGCGAAUCGCUGUCCUCGCAGCUCGAUAGCGCUACAGAUCAUCUGGUAUCCCUCAUCAAAGAGCCAGAAUACUUCCACAUGCGUAUGCAGGAGGAGUACGACCAGAACUAUCUGCAUCUUUAUCCGCCCUAUUUGCAUGGCGAUGAGAUGAGAUGGGAUGUCUUCAUCGACCUCUUGAGGAACGUCUUCCGGAGGCCACUGACGGAAAUGACUCUGCUUGACUACGUCGAUGAUGCGCGAAAGGACCUGGAGGAAUCCGAGAGGCAAUACCGAAAGUAUAAUUUGCCAACGAGGAUAAGCAUGGAAACCGCGUUUCGUGUAAGAAAGCAGACAGAGGAUAAGAUCCCAGAAAGAGUGUACAAGUCCGGGAUUUCCCACCGGCUUGAAGACUUCUUAUGCGAAAUCGAAGCAGGGCGGUUACCAGAGCAAUUAAGAGACUUAGACUUCAUUCCAGAUUUUUGGGAAUGGGAAAAAGCCCAGCAUCAGCCGGAAUACUACUUGUCUGGAGCGAGAAAGAGCAGGUCACUCAGAGUGCAGGUCAGAGGAAUGCUCGCCUGCAUGCACUACAUCAUCAUGAUAACUAGGAAGUGCCCCGUAGCGUCGACGCCCGCGAUGAGAAGGUACUAUAAGAAGCAACCGAAUCUGAAGAAGCACACUGGCCCAAUGGGAAGCGUAAUCACUCCGCGACUGCGACGUGCGCUGCGACGCUUUCCUCCGCUGGAUCCACGGCUCAAUUCUCGGGGCAGAAGAGAGAUCGUAACGGACCAGAGAAUCAGGUCACUACACAAGCUUCUUGUCGAGUUCCUGGCGUCGGAGGAAAUCACCGAAGUCAUCACUCUCGGAAAGCUGUUACGGAGAAUCGCCGCGGUGAAGGAUUCGCUGGAAACGGCAGAUGACCGAUUCCAUGCAAUUCGGCAAAACAUAUCUGAGCUCCUGGAUAGCGUGGCAGCCAUAUACUUGUUCGUAGAACAGGAGAGCGUCCUAAAUCCUACUCCAAUUGUUCCACUAUCUCGAGGGCUGGUGGAAAUGAGAUUCGCAAGGGCCAUGCGAGCCAGCCAGUAUCAAGCAGAAUGGCUAUAUGAGCUGAAGAGCAUGGUCUCGCGACGCCUUGAGAAGCUAGAUGAGUUUCCUAUCGAAAAUCGGAUCACACUUGCAACGCUUAGGGCACUCUAUGACCAGCACAAGCGAUGGGUGAAGAGGCAGAGGCGCAAUGAAACCAAUCCCAGUCGAGACGCGGCGCGAGAUAAGGGUGGAGACAAGGAUAGGGACACGGACAGCGAGAAAACCCUUGAAGCCCUCGACGCCUUUUGGAAGGACCUUGUGAAGUAUCUUCGAAAAGAGAGCUUGUACGUCCCUGAUGGGAUUCCUAAUGCGGAGUCGAACCGAAACCAAACUGUUCAAGGGGGGCCACCUCCGGAUCCUCCUGCUUUCCCCUCAGUCCGUGAAAUUUUGGCAAGGAACUGGAUGGCUGCCCAGUUUAAUAUGGGGACGAUCGACUUGUGGAAGUUUUUGGUGAAUUCAAACACGGGUCAUGUCCACAUCCCCGGUAUACGGGGACAAAUCAGUGACGUUAUGGAAAAUUGGAAAGCCAUGGAACAUCUGAAGUACAUCAACGCCUUCACCCCGCAGCCUGUGCCUAACAAUCUGCUAAAGUUGACGAUUCUUCCGCAGACUGCUCGGGAUUUUGUUCAGGAGCGUCUUCAGAAUCUUUCUCAAAACGAUUUUCGAAUGAUAAGCAAAGACGAGGUUGUUUUCAUAUGGGCGUUUGCUGUUCACUAUGCUCUUGAGGUUGAAAAGGCUCAAAUCCUGGCGUUGAACAGUUGUGCAUACUCUUCGGGGCUGUACGCCAAUGCGAUUUCCAUGAAGGUAUCCUACGUUCCGUUAAUACCAAAGUGGCUUGAGAGGGUUCUUGGCGAUGGUGAUGAGCUUCCUUACGACCACGAUGGAAAGGACGAUUCAGCACCGGCCGAGCCGGAACCGCAGAUCGAGGUGGAGCAGGAUCUGGGGCAGUCCAUGGACCUAAGUUUCCUCACGCAACUUAUAGGCUCACGCCAAGGAAGCCCGAGACCUUCUCACGAUGUACUGGUCCGCAACGCAGUAGCGGCAUUCUCGGCUCCUCCUCCUCCUCCUCCUCCUCCUCCUCCUCCUCCUCCUCCUCUUCCUAGAGAGCCAUCCCCGGAGAAUGCAGGGCCGGAGCAGGAGAAAAAUGCUCAAGAAGAUGGUGACGAGGUGAUGGAGGAUGCGGAAGAUGCAGUCGAUAAUAUGCAGGGGAGAGUCCAAGGAUUCCAUUACUGGUGGCUGAGCUCCUUGAACGACGAGCUGUGGCAGCAGCUGGUGCAGAGGCACGGAGGAUUCGUCGAUGAAAGUACGGGGACGCGGCGAACUCACCGAGAGAUUCCGCCUGGCGUACGAAGGGCUUAUAUGGCAAGAGUCCAACAGGCGGCACAGGAGGAAAGCGAUUCGGAAACGGGCGGAGGGGUAUCGAACAUUAAGAAGAAGUCGAUACAGCGCACAUUCCGGUGCAUAUUCUACCGCGAUAUCGGCAACGGGCAGCGCACAAACGCCGUGACGACGAACUCCUUCCGCGAGUUCAUGGCCGCCAUCGGCUGGAGCUCCGUGCCGAACCAGGGAUCUAUGCUCCGGUUCACGUACGACGCCAGGAGGGGCCUCUUCCCGCCAUCCCAGCUUAGCAGGCACCAGUUCGUGAUCCAUAUGCCGCAUGCGUCAGAUGGGAGGACGUGGCCGGCUGGGCUUAUUGAUAGUGCUAGGCAGAGGUUGAAGACUUUGAAGAUUGAUUAUUCCAGUAUUAUCAAGUAUUAUUCCUUUCAGAGUUGA